AUGAAGAUUAUCGAUGAUGAACAUGUCCUUCGGGAAGGAUUCCACCAUUUCGAAGAAGCCGACAUCAGUGGAUACGAUGUAAUUCUGGGUAUGCCAUGGUUGCAAGCUGCGAACCCCGACAUUGACUGGGUGCGAAGAUGCUGGACCUAUAGGAAAGCGUCAAAUAUUAGCCACGUGCACCUAGAUACCGCUAAGGAAUUUGCAACUUUAAUGGACAACAGCAACAUUAUAUUCGCCGCCUUUCCAUUGCGAGCUGCGCACGCAGCGACUGAGCCAAAUAUCCCGGAUGAUUAUAAGGAUUAUCUUGAUGUAUUCCGAGAAGAUAUACCUGACGCGGAACACGCACCCCACGAUCAUGCCAUAGAUCUCAAACCUGGCAAGGAACCACCGUACCGACCGAUAUAUAACCUGUCACCUCAAGAACUCUCUGUCCUCCGAGAAUAUAUCGAAAAGGCAUUAGAGAAGAAUUGGAUACGCCCGUCCAAGAGCCCAGCCGGUGCGCCAGUAUUAUUCGCACCGAAGAAAGACGGAACCCUGCGUCUUUGCGUAGAUUAUCGAGGGUUGAACGAAAUAACAGUCAAGAAUCGGUAUCCGCUGCCCCUGAUAAGUGAAAUACUCGAUAGAAUUCGCAUACGAGCGGGGGAUGAGUGGAAAACGGCAUUUCGAACACGAUACGGACACUUUGAGUAUCUGGUUUUACCCUUUGGGCUAACCAACGCCCCUGCGACUUUCCAAUCUUAUAUCAACAAAGCCCUCAGUGAUAUUUUGGACGUAUAUUGCGUAGCUUAUCUUGACGAUAUCGUAAUCUAUUCGAAUACGCUUGACGAACACGUCGCCCAUGUUAAGAAUGUGCUGGAACAAAUUGGAUUUCUGGGUUUUGUGAUUACCACGCAGGGCAUCACUGUCGAAAAACGCCGCGUCGAUACGAUCCUAGAUUGGCCUGAACCGCGAACAAUAAACGAGCUGCAAACAUUCCUAGGAUUCGCCAACUUCUACCGACGAUUCAUAUACAAGUUCUCGAUAAUAACGGCACCCCUGACUGAGUUGCUAAAAGGAUACGAAACAAAAAAGGGGAAGAACAACGCACCUGUCCAACUGAACGAGAACUGCAAGCACGCAAUACUGCAGUUAAAAGAAUGCUUUACAGAAGCACCGUUGUUAGUUCAUUUUGAUCCGCAGCGAAAACUCCGUAUAGAAACGGACGGAUCUGGCGUUGCAAUCGCCGCAGUAAUAUCGCAAUUAAUGGAUGAUGGUCACUGGCACCCGAUCGCGUUUUGGUCCAGAAAACUCACAGAAGCAGAAAGACGUUAUCAAACAUAUGAUUUAGAAAUGUUGCCGAUUGUAGAAGCUUUCAGGCAAUGGCGCCACUACCUACAUGGUAGCAGGCACCCAAUAGUUGUUUUAUCUGACCAUGCCAACCUCCGGCGCUUCAUGACGACGAAGCAGCUAAAUGGGCGUCAGAUUCGUUGGAUGCAAAUGCUCUCAGCGUUCGAUUUUGAAAUUGAGCACCAUCCUGGGGAAAAUAAUCCCGCAGAUGCACCAAGUCGUCACUCAGAUUAUAUAAAACACGCAGCUCCCUUGACGGGGCUCCCUACCCUGCAAGAGAAGCUGCAUGAGAACGAAGUCGCCGGCGUUACGGGGUUAGACCUAGGGACCCUGGUGCCACGGAUUCUAGCCGUUAAGGUAUUUGAGUCCGAGAUAGCCUAUCGCGAAGAGGUAGCUGAAUCUAUUGUCGAACUCUUGCUGCAGGUUCAGAAUAGGGACGCUGGCACGUCUGAACUUCGCAGAAGACUAGAGGUGGGUGACGCUAGCGUAGGUGAUCGUUCGACCUGGGCAGUAGACAAAGAUGGCCUGCUCAGGAAAGAUGGUAAAGUCUACGUACCGCAAGACAAGGCCGUAAGGCAUGAAAUAAUGAAAAUGAACCACGAUGAUCCCCAAGGUGGCCAUUUUGGACGUGACAAAACCAUCGAAGCGAUCAAACGCAAGUACUCGUGGCAUGGUAUGAGCGAUGAGAUUGCAGAAUAUGUGAGGACCUGCGAUGUUUGCCAACGCGUCAAGAUACCGCGGCAUAAGCCGUACGGGUUGCUACAACCACAUCCAGUGCCAGAUAAGAAAUGGCAUACAAUCAGUAUGGACUUUAUUGAAGGCCUACCAGAUAAUAAGAAGGGAAGUCAAACUUACAAUGCUAUUGUCGUAUUUGUUGAUUUGUUCACUAAAUGGGCCAUAAUUGUACCCACAUCUUCAAAGCUAGAUGCGGAAAGACUCGCGGACAUUAUUGUAUGGAAGCUUGCGAAAAACUUUGGCCUACCUGCGAACAUUAUUAGCGACCGAGAUUCAUUAAUAAACAGCAAAUUCUGGUCAACAUUAUGUUACUUACUCCAUGUCCGACGAAAAUUAUCAACAGCCUUCCAUCCGCAAACCGACGGCCAAACGGAACGAUUGAACCAGGUGAUUGAACAUUAUCUUCGCACAUAUUGCAGCUACCAGCAGGAUAACUGGAUAGAGUGGAUUCCCCUGGCGCAAUGGGCAUAUAAUAACGCCUUCCACGCAUCGAUAAAAAUGACACCAUCUGAAGCGAUGAUCGGCCGACCAACUGAACUUCGUAUAGACGUGGAACCCCCAAGCACGGGCGCGUCAAAGUCGGCGAUAGAACAAGUGGAACGGAUGAAGCAAGCGGAAAACAGGAUUCGAGAAUGCCUAGAAGCUGCCAAAGCAGCUGAGAAAAAAUAG
Molecule: messenger RNA, 2730 nt
Organism: Histoplasma mississippiense
Lineage: Eukaryota; Fungi; Ascomycota; Eurotiomycetes; Onygenales; Ajellomycetaceae
Exons: 5
Coding region: 1-2730 (909 amino acids)
Biological process (GO): DNA integration
Molecular function (GO): nucleic acid binding
Source: RefSeq, a predicted model, not a curated record